GAGCGGUGAAAGGUCAAGUAGUGAGGUGAGUGAAGUGGGAACAUGCGCAGUGUGGCCAUUCAGCAUAGUGCAGGUGAUAAGAGAGGGGGAGACGGGCAACCGUUUGCUUUCAGUUGAAAAUCGAAUUAACGGCUUUGCAAUCAUCAAGCAGCUAAUGAACGGAGCUGUAACUCUAACCCCAGUAGAGCAGGGAGAGAGUUUACCUCAGGACUCGGCUUCCUCUUCGUCCGGGCUUGAAAGGUGCAAUGUCAAAGGAUAAGGAUAAAGACAAAGCACUCAAUAAAAUGGACAGUGGGGCUGAGGAAAAUAAAACUUCAAAGAAAAUUCCACCACCUCAGAACAAGGCUGAGAGAGAAUUGAGGAGCAGGAAACGCAAGAAUAACACGAUCGAAAAUAGCCUGAACAAAAUGCACAAGGAAGAUGUUUCAAAGAUGCAACUAAACAAAGAAAUAAAAAUUGAUCAAAAUGAGAUAUAUGACAAGACAGAAAAGAAAAUUAAAGGAAAUUUGUUGAAGAGAUCUUCAUGUCAGGAAUCCUUUGAAGAUAUGCUCUUGGGUAUGGAUGAACAGCUCAAAGAACUCUGUGCCAGGAAGCAAAAAGACAAGGAUAAAAAAUACAAAAAAAGGGAAAAGAAUUCUUCCAAUAAACCACAAGACCAGAAAGAAAAUAGUUUUAAGAGUAGACCAGAUAAUGAACUAGAAGCAGGCAGUGAUUAUGGAGACGUAACUGAAAAAGUAACAACUGAAAAGCUAACAAGCAAACAAACUCCAGAGAGGGAAGAUCACCUUUUAGAGGAGCUUAAUUUGAAUGUGAAGUCGGAGCCACUUAGCUCUGAUGAAGAUUCUGGAAAUCAAGAAAACAAGCAAAAAAAGGAGAGUGAACAUGCUGAGGAUCCUUCUACAAAGCUGGAUGAGGAACAAGAUGUGGACGGAAACACGUUUCCUGUUGAAUGUACUAAGAAAAGGAUCCACUGUGAUGUCAAUUCUGACCAGCAAAAGGGUAAAUCCAAGCGGUUAAAAAUGGAGGAAGCUGAGGAGGAGGAUGAAAUUCCUCAGACAUCAUAUUCAUGCAAGGGGCAUGGAAAAGGAUCCGUGAAGCGAAACAAGAAUGUGAAGAAUAAUGUCACAGCAAAAGAGAAAAAGAAACUGAAGAAGGAUGGAAAAAAUGAGCAUCAUUUGAAAGAGGAGGAAGAGAAGCAAGAUGUAGAGAAAUGGAAAUGGUGGGAAGAGGAACUCUAUGAAGAUGGUGUAAAAUGGAUGUUUCUGGAACACAAAGGCCCAUUAUUUGCACCUGAAUAUGAGAGCCUUCCCUCUGGUGUCAAUUUCUAUUACAAUGGCAAUCAAAUGAAGUUGACUCCUGCAGCAGAGGAAAUGGCCACCUUCUUUGCCAAGAUGCUGGAUCAUGAGUACACCACAAAGGCAAUUUUCAGACAGAACUUCUUCGAGGACUGGCGGCAGGAAAUGAACAGCUCAGAGCAGAUGAUAAUCACCGACCUAAAUAAAUGCGAUUUCAGGGAUAUUCAUCAAUACUUCACUGAAAAAGCAGAGGCCAGGAAAGCAUUGCCCAAGGAAGAAAAACAGAAAUUAAAGAUUGAACAAGAUGCAAUCACAGAGGAGUACGGCUACUGUAUAAUGGACGGGCAUCGGGAAAGAAUUGCCAACUUCAAAAUUGAGCCACCAGGGCUUUUUCGUGGUCGUGGUGACCAUCCAAAGAUGGGAAAACUAAAGAGAAGGAUCAUGCCUGAAGAUGUCAUCAUCAAUUGCAGCAGGGAUUCAAAGAUUCCAACACCUCCAGAAGGCCAUCAUUGGAAGGAAGUGCGUUUCGAUAAUAAGGUUACCUGGCUGGCAUCAUGGGUGGAAAAUGUCCAGAAUCUCAAUAAAUAUGUCAUGCUCAACCCGAGUUCCAAACUUAAGGGCGAGAAGGAUUUGCAGAAGUAUGAAAUUGCCCGACGCCUGAAGGACAGGAUUGAUGCAAUCCAAAGACAAUAUCGUUUAGAUUGGAAAUCAAGGGAAAUGAAAACACGACAGCGAGCAGUGGCGCUUUAUUUCAUUGACAAAUUAGCUUUGAGAGCUGGGAAUGAGAAGGAGGAAGGAGAGACUGCUGAUACAGUUGGUUGCUGCUCACUCCGUGUUGAACAUAUUCACUUGCAUGAUAACAUUGAUGGACAGCAGUGUGUUGUAGAAUUUGACUUCCUGGGAAAAGACUCUAUCCGAUACUACAAUAAGGUUGCAGUGGAGAAACAGGUAUUCAAGAAUCUAAAGUUAUUCAUGGACAAUAAGGAUCCUACAGAUGACCUGUUCGACAGAUUGAAUACCUCGGAUCUGAACAAGCAUCUUCAAGAGUUAAUGGAGGGACUCACAGCCAAAGUGUUUCGAACAUAUAAUGCCUCCAUUACACUGCAGAAGCAGUUGGCAGAAUUGACAAACCCGGAAGACAGUGUUGCAGAAAAAAUCCUGUCCUACAACAGAGCAAACAGAGCAGUGGCCAUUCUCUGCAACCACCAGAGGGCGCCCCCGAAAACCUUUGAGAAAUCUAUGAAAAAUAUUCAGGCCAAGAUUGAGGCAAAAAUGGAACAACUUGCUGCAGCUAAGAAAGAUCUGAAAAAUGCCAAGGUGGAUUGUAAAGUGAAAAAAGAUGAAAAAUCUAAACAGGUGGUGGAAAAGAAGAAGAAACUUCUUCAAAGGUUAGAAGACCAACUGAAAAAAUUGGAAGUUCAAGCAACAGACAGAGAAGAGAACAAGCAGAUUGCAUUGGGCACGUCCAAACUGAACUACCUUGAUCCUAGGAUCACGGUGGCAUGGUGCAAGAAAUGGAAUGUUCCCAUUGAGAAGAUCUACAAUAAGACACAGAGAGAGAAAUUUGCCUGGGCCAUUGAUAUGACCGAGAAGGAUUUUGAAUUCUAAAACAAUGUUCAUCUUGAAGCAAUUACUCAGUACCUCAGGGAGUCAAAACAAAUGUUACAUUAUAAAGAUUUGUACUUGAACACUCUUCACUGGAUCUGUUCUUGUUAGUUUUGUAUUAGUUAUAAAUGUAUAUGUGAUAUAAUUUUUUGAUAAUUCUGCACAUUUGGUAGAAAAAUAUGGAAAAAUUAAGAUUAAAGUUAAUGAAAUAUAUACACCUAUUGGAAGUUACACUUUGUCUGCAGGGCACAUCCAUAAGUUUAUCCAGGAAAUUACUUUUUUCUAAACAAAAAAAGAAACUUUCAUUCUAAGCAUCUCAAUAUCUCAGUAAUAUCAAAAUUCUUGAGCUGUUACCUGUAAAGUAGGCAACCACUGCAAGUAUAGGUGAAUAUCAUACACAACAAUCAGCUGCAGCUCAAAUAAUGGAUGAUAGCAUAGCUCAAAAUGAAAUGACAGUAAGUGCUUUAAAACAAGACUGAAAAAUUAAAAUGUCAAUAGAUAUGUGCUAAUGUGGAUUUGUAUUCAAGUACAUCUUGGUCCUGGAGGAUAUUGAUACAAUAUCCACCCUUGUACAAAGAGCAUGCCUUUACAUAGUCAUGGAAACAGGCCAUUUGGCCCAUUACGGCCAUGUUGAACAGUGGCUACCCAUCUGUAUUAAUCCCAUCUUCCAACACUUGGCCCAUAACCUUAUGCUUAUAUUUUAAGUCCUCAUCAAGACACUACUUAAACACUGUCAGUGAUUCUGCUUCCACCAUUCACUCAUGCAAAUUAUUCUAGGUACUCGCCACUAUCUGGGUGGGAAAAAAAGUCCCCCUCAGACCCCCUCUAAAUUUCUACAUCCUUAAUUUUUUCUACUUCUGACACGAGGGAAAACCGUUUUGUGCAGUCUACCCAACCAAUACCACUCUUAAUUUUAUAAACCUCAAUCAUAUCUCUCUUAAUCUCCUCUACUCCAGGGAAAACACACCUAGCCUCUUCAAUCACUCCUCAUAGGUGAAAUGUUCCAUCCCAGGCACCAUCUUGGUGAAUCUCCUUUGCACUCCCUCCAGCACUAUUGAAUCCUUUCUAUAGUGUGGUUUAAAAUGGCAUGCAGUAUUCCAGCUGAGGUCUGACCAAUGUUUUAUAACAUUGGAGCAUAACCUCCCUGCUCUUGUAUUCACUGCCCUGACUAAUGACACCCAGUACCCCAUAUACCUUGUUAACCACAUUAUCUACAUGCACUGCUGUUUGUAUGCCAGAGUUCCUCUGUUCCUCAAUAUUGCUUUGGACCAUACUAUUCAUAAUGUAUGUCCUCGCCUCAAGUACUCCCAAAGUUAGUACUUGCAUACUAAAUACAUUUAUCAGGAUUAAACAUUUCUCAGCCCAUUUCACCAACACAUUGAUAUCACCCUCUAGCCAGACUACCCCUAACACCAUCAACAACACUAAUAAUCUUUGCCAUCUGUGAACUGACUGGUCACACCUACCAAUGUCCACAUCCAAAUCGUUCACAUAUGUUACAAACUCCACUCAUCACAGAUUUUUAAUUACAAACCCAACCCUCAGUCAUCAGGGUUGAUUCUGAUGCAUUCCUGAUGCUGUUAGAUACAUCAGAGAUUCCUUAGUCAGUCAUACUUACCAAUAAUCCAGUGGGAGAGUCCUUUAUUGCAAAGAGGGAAUAAAAAUAUUAAUAAUGCUUAUCUGUAUUCAGGGUGAGUUUGGUAAAUUUGGAGUACUAAGAAAGUUACAAGUAGGUGGGAGAAAUGCAGAGGUUAGUGAUAUGACUGCUAUCAACAAGUAUUUGAUGAAGGAAACAUUUGAGAAGGUGAAGAUACAUUGGUAACAAAUGGAUUAAAAGUUGAAUCGAUAGUUUGCUGAGAUUUGGAACCAAGCGUAAUUUUUCAGCCUUGUUGGAUGUGCCCAGCAAAGUUCCACAGGAUUUUCUUCUAUGCUUCUGUUUACUGUAAAGGUUCAGAAAAUAGGGCAAAUGGAAACAAUGUGCAAGUUUGCAGAUGGUGUUAAAUAUGAGAUGUAAUUAAUAAUUCUACAAAGAUCAAAGGAGAAUAGGGCAAGAAACAGCUGCUGGUAAAUUCAGUGCCAGUAAAUGUAACUGGUACAUUUUUGGGAAAUAAAUAUGAAUAGAUAUACUCCGAAUAGUGAAGGGUUGCAAAAUGUAAGUAAGCAGAAGGAUUGGAAAAUCAUUUUCAAAAGAUAUUUAAAAUAGCAACUGAAGUGGAUGAAGCCCUAAUGAAAGUUAAUGGAAUAUUUGAAGUUCUAUAAAAAAAAGUAUAAAGUAUAUAUAAAAUAAAACAAGCCAGGAUGGAAUUUGAGAUUCUUGAGGAGACUAAGCCCUCAGAAUAUUGUAUGGGAUCAGGAAGGAGGACUGAAAAGCUGUACCUAUUUUCAUUAGAACUGGACAUUUAUGACUGAUUUGCUGGAUGUGUUUAAAGUUGUAAAGGUCUCUGAUGGAUUUUAUAUGAUCUUUUUAUUGAUCUAGAACGAAGAAGCCUAAUUCUAAAAUUAAAUCCAAAGUUUAGAACAAAUAUCAGGAAAAACCUGUCCAUUCAGCCAUUGGACUGUGGACAGUAUCACCAGAGUUAAUGAUUAAAGCAACUAAAUAAUAUGCCAGUAUUUUUACAUAUGCAUAGUUGAAAAGUGAAUUAUGCAAAGAUAUUAGGACUGCUGUUAUUCUGGAAAUGUAAACAUGUACUGAUUGGACUGUAUGGCCUUCAUCUGCUGACAUUUCUAUGUAUUAUCAGAUGUUAGUCUUUAAAGAACAUUUAUACUCUAACCUGUAGCUUUACAUAGUCAAGACACAAAGACUGUAGAUGCUGGUAUUUGGAACAACAAACGAGCUGCUGGAGGAACUCAGUGUGUUGAGACGCAUCUUUGGGGGGGGCAGUGGGGGGGAAGGAAUUGUCGACGUUUUCGGUUGAGACUCUGCAUCAGAACUGACAGUGACUGUUUGUUGCUUUAUGUAGUCCUGUCUCCCACUAAAAUUACCUGUAACGUCCCCUGUGACUUUGUGUGAGUUACAGCCUCAGAUAACAUGAAAGACUUUCAAGAAUUGACAGAAUCCUAAAGCACAUUAUAACUGAUAAAGUACUUUGGAAAUGUACUGACUGUUAUGAAGUACUUUUGAAUUGCAUUGAUUGUUAUAAAGUAGGGUAAUAAGAUGGCCAUUUUGUACACAAUAGGGUCCCACUACAGCAAUGUAGUAAUGACCAGAUAAUCUGUUUUUGGAGAUUGA
Messenger RNA from Pristis pectinata (smalltooth sawfish), 6129 nucleotides. Its product is annotated as DNA topoisomerase 1-like. Gene Ontology annotation, biological process: chromosome segregation; DNA replication; DNA topological change. Bases 246 to 2903 code for a protein of 885 amino acids. Gene Ontology annotation, molecular function: DNA binding; DNA topoisomerase type I (single strand cut, ATP-independent) activity. Gene Ontology annotation, cellular component: chromosome; nucleolus. The transcript is spliced from 25 exons. Lineage: Eukaryota; Metazoa; Chordata; Chondrichthyes; Rhinopristiformes; Pristidae. The record is from RefSeq and is a predicted model, not a curated record.